CAGUGGUGGUAAAACACAAACACCACUGAUUACGUGAACAUUAAAGUCGGAUCCCCGCACACUUCAGCUCGGAUCCCCUUGUACAGGGUCACAAGCGGGUUAGUGUGAUGACUGCGCCUCCAUUCCCAAAAUAUUCGGUACCUCUGCAUCUGUCUGCACACGCCAUGGACGAGCACAUCUUCCACACAAAGUAACCCCCACCCCAAAAUGACAGGUGGGAUGGCUGUGGAUAACAUCACUAUGGACUCAGCUGAGAUCUCUCCAAAUCAGAGCAGCUGCGAUGUGUUUGUUUACCAAAGAGCAGCGGUGGUUCUCUUCCCUAUUUUCUACACUGUGGUUUUCAUCAUCAGUGUGUGCGGCAACAGCUUGGUUCUCUAUGUGAUCUGUAAGGGGAAGCAGAAAUUCAACUCCACCUCCAUCUACCUGGUCAACCUUGCACUAUCUGAUGCCCUCUUCACACUGGCGCUCCCUGGCAGGAUUAUUUACUACAUCCGUCACUUUGACUGGCCAUUUGGUGAUCUCCUCUGUAGACUGACCACACUGCUCUUCUUUGCAAAUACCUAUGCAGGUAUCGGCUUCAUGACCUGUAUCAGCCUGGACCGAUACCUUGCAAUGUUGCAUCCACACCGUUUACAGUGUUUACGGAGUGUGAAGGUGGUCCAGAGGGUCUGUUGUCUGGUCUGGGCUCUGGUAUUCCUGCAGAUCGCUCCUCUCCUGUUCCGCAGCAUGCUGCAUCAACACCAGGGAAGAAGAACCUGCAUGGAGUACUUCAACUUCGAGGGCUCGCACUCAGCCCCUUAUCUCCUACUCCUUGCCUGUACCGUCUCCUUCUGUUGUCCACUCAUCAUCAUCAUCGGUUGCUAUGCCAAGAUAAAUCUGAAACUGCGAGCCGUGGCCAAGCAAAACUCUGUGACAGGACGAUCGAGGAGAAAUCACAGGGCCAACACUAUUAUUUUACUCAUCCUUCUUACAUUUAUCAUAUGUUUCAGCCCAUAUCAUCUCAACGUUAUUCAGUUUAUGUCCAGAAAGAUUCACCAUCAGCCCACAUGUCAGGAACUGAGGGCCUUUAAGAUGUCAUUACAGAUAACAGUCUCACUCAUGAACUUCAACUGCUGCUUGGAUCCAGUCAUCUACUUCUUUGCUAUUAAGACCUACAAGAGGCGAGUGAUGAGCCUCUUUAAGGAUUAUCUGUACGCUUCCGGUGCCUCCUCCAAAGUAACAGCUGACAACAGCAGCAGCAACACCUGAGGGAAACCACAGCAGAGGUUACAAUAGUAAACCUUCAGCAAGUUUGCAGACCUAGAUAUAGUUGCUCCUCCAUGUGCUCUGGAUGCUCUCAUGUAAACAUAAAAAUGAACGUGAAAUCUUUCAUUCAAGACCAGCAGAUCAUGCAUGCAAAUAUGUGGGUGCCCAUGGAAAAUGUGGAGUAAAAAUAUAUCCUGAGAUUAUUUUAACCUGCUACAAACAUUAAAAAUAUAACAUUUGCUUGCUUAUAAACAUGUAUAUAUAGUUCAGUAUUGCUUCAUAUAUUCUCUUUUGAAUAUUUUGGUGUGUCUUUUUGCUUUUCUUCUACUUAUGACAUUUGAUAUUGACAGGUGUUUUCCAAAGUUAAAAAAAAACAAAAAAAGGGCGUAAUAGUGUUUUAUGAAGCGUAGUAUUAACGGAAAUGUCCUAACCCAGAUAAGGAGGCUCUACUCACUUUUUCAACACAUGCAGUCUUAAAUUCAGUACAACAGCAACUUUCACUUCCUUAAUGUGGACGAACAAAUGCACGAAUCAAGUCAUGUGGCAGCAAUAUUAAUCUACGAAGCGGCAAAGCAGACAUAGGAACUUGAACCUUGGACAGCUGGACUUCUGUUUAAGACAAACGUAAAACCUGUGAAACAGUGUUCCUGAAAUAUGUGUUACACUAUGCAAGAAUUUAGGGUGUGCCAAAUCGAGCAUGUCUUCUACAUCUCUCUUUCAUACCCACAUCUGACUGCUGUGUGGGAGUGUAGAAAUAACAUCACCACUUCCUCACCUACCUUUCCUGCUCCCCCUCACAGGCCUCAUUCCUGCUUGGUCCCAUGUCUUGUGGUGAGGCUGCUGUUCGCAUGAGCCUUACACAUGUAAGCAGGUGCAUGUUGUCUGUUUAUAGUGCACUGUCUGCAGAGUCCUAUAUUUAAAUUUAACCUUUAACAUU
Messenger RNA from Sphaeramia orbicularis (orbiculate cardinalfish), 2182 nucleotides. Its product is annotated as G-protein coupled receptor 183. Gene Ontology annotation, biological process: G protein-coupled receptor signaling pathway. The record is from RefSeq and is a predicted model, not a curated record. Gene Ontology annotation, molecular function: oxysterol binding; G protein-coupled receptor activity. The transcript has 4 exons. Gene Ontology annotation, cellular component: membrane. The coding region runs from base 208 to 1248 and encodes 346 amino acids. NCBI's taxonomy places the organism in Eukaryota, Metazoa, Chordata, Actinopteri, Kurtiformes, Apogonidae.